Plectropomus leopardus (leopard coralgrouper) is the source of this 878-nucleotide messenger RNA. NCBI's taxonomy places the organism in Eukaryota, Metazoa, Chordata, Actinopteri, Perciformes, Serranidae. The record is from RefSeq and is a predicted model, not a curated record.
GAUGUUCGUCGAUAACUUCCAGACGGCCAAAGAAGCUCUGAGCGCUGCCACGGCUCAGGCGGCAGAAAAGGCAGCGUCCAGCGUCCGAGGCUUCGCCCAGAAGAGUUUCCGUCUGUCCAUGGACAUUCGGCUGAAGGCGCCGCUCAUCGUCGUGCCCCAGUCGUCCAGCUCUGAGAACGCUGUGGUGGUGGAUCUGGGUCUGAUCACGGUGGCGAACAGCUUCUCUCUGCUGCCGGUGGAUGGCUUCUCGCUGCCCGCCGUGGUGGAGAAGAUGGACGUCCGACUGACUCAGCUGAAGCUGUCCAGAGCGUUGCUGAAGAGAGAUGCCGCCGCGCUGGACAUCGAGAUCCUGCAGCCGAUCAACUUAGAGCUGCUGGUCACCAGGAACCUGGCUGCUUCCUGGUUCACCAAGAUCCCUGCAGUCCAGGUCCAGGGUGUGCUCCGGUCCCUACAGGUGAAUCUGGGGAAGGAGGACCUUGGCGUUCUGAUGAAGAUCCUGGUGGAGAACAUUGGCGAGGGCAGUAAGGAGCACGAUGUGGACGUCAAGAGACAGGUGGCCACAGGUAACCUGCAGCAGGGCAUGAUGGAGAGGGCGGAGCUCACUGAGCAGCAGGUGGAGGUGAUGACAUCACAGACUGGAUCUGACGGCGUGUCGGGCGCCAACAACGGUGCUCAGACUGAGAACACUGUCAAUGUUCUCCUGAACUUUGAAAUCAAAGAGGUGCUGCUGACGCUGAAGAAGCCCGGAGAACAGAAGGAGAUUCCUUUCCUGGUUCUCGAGGUGGCUCACCUGGGCAUCAACACCAAAGUCAGGAAGUAUGACAUAUGUGCCACCACCUUCAUCAACAAGAUCACCAUGAAGUGUCCUGAGUUCAAAG